AUGUCUCUCGUCGAGCUGCCAUACCCGGCCACCGUCCCCGCCGCCUCCAUUCCAGACCACCACACCGCGUCAGAGCUCCCGUCGACUUAUAACCCGUCUGCUCGCAGCACACCUCGCUCCAGCUCCCUCUCCCUGUCCAUUGAACAAACCACAACCACUACCCUCAGCUCCGUGACUGACGAAGUAACCGACGACAUGCUUUCAAUACACUCUACCAAGAGCGAGCCCUUCAUGUCCGCUGCCGCACCUGCUCUGCCCGCCAAGAGCGCCCUGCGAGCCUCGAGGCUCCUCGCCACCAUGCCGCAGAAGCUGCCCGAGGACCGCGCCGUUCUCACGCAUGCUGCGCCUCACCUGGUGUACCUGUCGUCUGAAGAGGAUGGCUCGUCCUCGGCGGACGACCUUUCAGAUCUCGACUCGUUUGACUCGGACAGCGAAGAAUCGCUCGACGGCUACUCGACGCACGGCCAGUUUGCCCGCGCCGUCUCCGUCAUAUUCUCGGGCAAGCCCUCGGUGGUCCAUCUCACCGGCCGCAGCGCCUCACUGGGAUCACUUCGCCGACCAUCCAACGACGCUGCCCUGCGCACCAUCUCGACCGCGCCGAUGCUUGGCCGCAUGCGCUCCACCUCGUCGGCGACAUCUUCCACCACCAGCCUCGGCCACCCGCCUCGCUCUAGCAGCAUGACGACCAGUCUGGAGAUGGAGAGGCGCCGCCCCAAGUUCCUCCACAUCGACCCUUUUGCGGCCAGCAAGACGGACAAGGACGAGACGGACAGCAUCAAGACACCCAAGACGCCGACGGCCAUGCUCUCCCGUGCCUUUAGCAGCCUGGUCAAGAAGCGCAGCCGGCCUACACUGACGCCCGUCAUUCACAACGACUUUGUCCACAUGGAGCAGGUGGGCGAGGCCCCGGAGGAACUACUGGACGACCGGUCUGUCUCACCCAAGUCAAGACAUGCGGGACCCCCCAAAUACUACGAUGCCAUGACGGCCGCCAAGAAGAAUGGCCAGCAGACGGUAACGGCACCCGCCACGCCUACAUCACCAAGUGGUGCCAGGAACGGCAUCCGUGGCUUCUCGUUGAGCAGACGGAUGAGCGUUCGCGCAUAG
This is a messenger RNA of Cordyceps militaris CM01, 1107 nucleotides long. RefSeq lists its product as uncharacterized. Bases 1 to 1107 code for a protein of 368 amino acids. NCBI's taxonomy places the organism in Eukaryota, Fungi, Ascomycota, Sordariomycetes, Hypocreales, Cordycipitaceae. The record is from RefSeq and is a predicted model, not a curated record. The transcript has a single exon.